AUGGCCAAAAAUUCACCAAUAAUCAUACGUGGAAACCUAAUAUUACGAAACAAUCAAUCGAAGAGAUACACAUGGGAACUCAAAGGAAAAUUAGCAAAGAACCAAUAUGCCAAAAACAAGAAACAUUUCAACUUAAUUAAAAAUAAAUCAAAAGAGGAGUUUGUUAAAGUAGUUGAGCCACAAAAUCCACUUGAAAACAAUCCAUUAUUCUUCCCUCCAUCUAUAAAUUCACAACAAAUUCUUGAUGCACAUCAUCUCCAACUUUACCUUGAGACAACACAACCCUCAACUUCUCCAAAACUUAAAAAAUUUACAAAUACGUUCCAUGGCUACCCAAUUCUUGUUUCUGACUUUAGCAAUCUCCCUAAUGAUUGCUGCAAUUCACUCAAAACUUUAAUGAGCAGUGGCAAGGACUGUCUCUGCCUUAUCGCGACUGGUAGUGUUCCAUUUAACAUGCCUAUCAACCGGACCUUAGCCAUUUCUCUCCCCCGCGCCUGUAACAUGCCCAGUGUGCCCCUCCAGUGCAAAGCGUCUGGUGCUCCUGUUCCAGCCCCAGCUCCAGGCCCAACAGCAUUUGGACCAACAAUGUCACCAAAAUCUGCUCCUUCUCCUACUUCUCAAGCUCCGACCUCGACAGAGCCCGUGUCUCCGCCACUUUCUCCAGAAGCCGAUGCAACUCCAACUCCACCAUCUGCAACCACCGGCACGGGAGCCCCAACCAGCGAUACAGGGAACAGAGCAGGAGUGACCCCAUCGGCGGCCCACCCUUCGCUCAGUGCUUCGCCAUUGCUUCUUCUUGCUGUGCUCGUAGUUUUUGCUUUGAAAUACUAUUAA
Molecule: messenger RNA, 834 nt
Organism: Fraxinus pennsylvanica
Lineage: Eukaryota; Viridiplantae; Streptophyta; Magnoliopsida; Lamiales; Oleaceae
Source: the annotation of a GenBank genome assembly